Sphenostylis stenocarpa is the source of this 1218-nucleotide messenger RNA. NCBI's taxonomy places the organism in Eukaryota, Viridiplantae, Streptophyta, Magnoliopsida, Fabales, Fabaceae. The record is from the annotation of a GenBank genome assembly.
AUGGCACUUUCAGCAACAAAAAUGCUUCUUUCAAAACCCACAUCCAUAGAAGAAAUCAGUGAAGACAUUCUUGCAGAAAUUCUUCACCGUAUGCCCUUCACUUCUUGUCUUCCGCUCCUUUUUUCUAACAAACGUUUCAUGCAUCUGAUUUCUCAAUCAGAGUUCCUAAAAUCAUGUCGAGCUUGUCUUCUAUUAUCGCCUCGUGAAUUUAAAAAUCAAAACCUAUUUAUCCUCUUUCAAUUUUGGCCGACUAGCCUCUUUGCAAAGAAAAUUCUUUUAUCCAUCGAUUCCAACAACAAGACUCAUUCACUGAAUGGAUGUAAUUUUCUUCCUCUUUCUUGGCCUCAAGAUCGUGAUCAAGUUGUGGUGAAAGCCACGCACCACGAUCUUCUGCUGUGUUGCACUCACAAUAAUUCUCACUUUAACUAUUUUGUAUGCAAUCCUUUUACAAAACAACAUGUUGUUUUGCCACCAUUACGAAGGAGUCAUUCACCUGAAUGUCCACGCAUAGGAUUCAUGUUUGACCAAUCUCGUUCAAGAUUUUGGGUCGUACAUGUUCCUCUGAUGUUAUUUAAAAUGAUUGACAGUUUUCAAAUAAACAUGUUUUCAUCGGAGACAGGUGAAUGGAGUGCUUGUAAUGUUCCUGUCCCGUAUAGUUACAGGGUUUCAAUGUUUAGAAAUUGGUACAGGAACAUUCUUGUCUACAAUGGAAAGUUCAUUUGGUGGAUAGAUUGGAUAGGCUUUCUUGAGUGUGAUCCCUCUAACGGGAGAGAAUUCAAGUGGGAAACAAAAAAAAUGAACAUUCGUUACAGUUUUCGUUAUGCAGAUGAGAAUUGUGAUAUAUACAAUGGGAUAAGCAAUGGGCGAGUGAAGAUAUGUCAAUUUUUAAAGAAAGAUUCGGUUUGUAAAGUUCGUGAACUCGAAGAUUAUGAGAGUGGAAUAUGGCGAAGCAGUGACUAUGAUGGCACAAGACUUGGUAUAAAAGAUAUGAACUUUCUGACUCUUCACCCUUUUUGCGAAUAUAUCAUGUACUUUUACUCGAAGGAUAGUAUUUUCGUGUGUGAUUUUAAAAAUGGCACACUACAGCGCAUCUACACUAUAGAGGGUGAACGUAUAGUCUUCAGUGGUCAAAAUGCUCUGUCUUUUGUUCUUCCUGAAUGGCCAACUCCACUUCCUUCCUUGAGUACAGCAAAGGUUUCAGAAACUCGAUCUGAUUGA